Dicentrarchus labrax (European seabass) is the source of this 3657-nucleotide messenger RNA. Its product is annotated as mucin-2-like. The transcript has 27 exons. Gene Ontology annotation, molecular function: protein binding. The record is from RefSeq and is a predicted model, not a curated record. Gene Ontology annotation, cellular component: extracellular matrix. NCBI's taxonomy places the organism in Eukaryota, Metazoa, Chordata, Actinopteri, Moronidae. The annotation marks the transcript as partial.
UUGGCAACAAUGAAGUGGAGAUUUCUGUGGUUGUGUUUCCUCGCUUUGUCCGUUGCCGGUGUCAUCAAUGUCCAUGCCAGACAGGCUCGCAACCAUGUCGGCAACGUCUGCAGCACGUGGGGCAGAGAGCAUUUCAAGACAUUUGAUGGUGAUGUGUAUCAGUUCCCUGGAAUGUGUGAAUACAAUCUGGCCUCCGACUGCCACAAGUCCUACCAGGAGUUCUCAGUACACAUGAAGAGGACAGAGGAUGAUGGAGACCCUACAGUCAGUUAUGUGGUGGUCACCAUCGGUGACCUUUCAUUCCACCUCACCAAGAGCCGGGUCACUGUGAAUGACCUUCCUGUCAAAAUGCCAUACAACCAGGCAGGGGUACAAGUAGAAAAAAAUGCUGUUUACUUCAAGCUCCAAUCCAAAAUCGGCAUCGUUGUCAUAUGGAAUGGUGACGAUGCAGUCAUGGUGGAAGUCGAUCGUGACUAUGCUAAUCGUACUUGUGGACUUUGUGGAGACUUCAAUGGUGUUUCUGUCUACAAUGAGUUCAUUCUUAAUGGACGCAAAAUCAGCCCCACUGAGUUUGGCAACAAUCAGAAAGUCCAUCGUCCAAAUGAUGAUUGUGAGGACCCUUACGAAGUUGAAGAUGAAUCACUGGAGGCUGGGACUGUGCCGGAUUCAUGCAAGGAGUUUGAGACCACCUGUCACAGGAUGUUGAACUCAGAGUCCUGGAGCUCCUGCAACAAACUGAUUAACCCUGAACCCUACAUCCAGGCUUGUGCACAGGACAUGUGUGGCUGCACCAACAGUACAAGUGACUUCUGUGGCUGCAGCACACUAUCCGAGUUCUCUCGACAAUGUUCCCAUGCGGGAGGGCAGCCUCCCAACUGGAGGACACCUGAGUUCUGUGCUAAACAGUGUCCAUUCAACAUGGUUUAUGAAGAGAGUUAUUCCCCUUGCAUGGACACAUGCACACUCCCAGACACAAGUUCACUGUGUGAGGACCACAAAAUGGACGGCUGCUUCUGCCCUCCUGGAACUGUGUUUGAUGAUAUUUCCAAGAGAGGAUGCAUUGCUCAAUCUGAAUGUCAGUGCAAGCGAAACAAUAAAAUCUAUAACACCAGCGAGGUUUACCGACACGCUGAAAAAAACUGUACAUGUUUUGAGGGUAGAUGGGCGUGUGAGAGCCUUCAAACAUAUGCUACCUGUGCAGUCGAAGAGGGUUCACAUGUAACUUCCUUUGAUGGGAAAACCUACACCUUCCACGGAGACUGUUACUACACGCUAGCCAAAGUGCAAUGCAAGGAUGUUGCAAGUCCAAACUUUACCAUCCGGGCCCAGUUGGUACCAUGUAAAAGCCAAGAGUUUGACACUUGUUUGAAGAACCUUAAAAUCGUGCUGAACAAUGACAGAAACAAUGUGUUAAUGUUCACUUCUGAGGGCACAGUGAAGCAGAAUAUGCAGACCAUCACUUUGCCAUACCACUCAGGUGACGUCAACAUAUUUCAAGCUUCAUCCUUUCACAUGUUGUUCCAGACCAGUUUUGGGUUGCAAAUUCAGAUCCAGCAUGUGCCUAUCAUGCAAGUGUAUGUCAGACUGGAACAGAGCUACAGAGCCAAGACACGUGGUUUAUGUGGGAACUACAACAUGGUUUUGUCUGAUGACAUGAAGACUCCUCAGGGGAUUGUGGAAGGAACAGCAUCAACAUUUACUAACUCCUGGAAAGCAAACCACGUGUGCAGAGACACAGAGGAAAGACUCGAUGACCCCUGUUCCCUCAGUGUGGAAAAUGAGAAUUAUGCCAAACACUGGUGUGCCUUGCUACUAAGUCCAAACACCACCUUUGCGCAGUGCCAUUCAGAGGUGGAUCCUGAGAUGUACUACAAGCGAUGUAUUUAUGCCAGCUGUAACUGUGAGAAGAGUGAAGCCUGCCUGUGUGCCGUCUUCUCCUCCUACACACAUGCUUGUGGAUCAAAGGGAGUGUUCUUGACUGACUGGAGAGAGAAUGUAUGUGAUAAAUACACAAGGAGCUGCCCAGCAUCCCAGAUCUUCUCAUAUAAGCAUCAGGGAUGCCAGUUGACUUGCAGAUCACUGGGCUCAAACCAGCAGAGCUGCACUUCUGACUUCUUGCCCUUGGAUGGCUGCUCCUGCUCUGAGGGUCACUACUUAAAUGAAAACAACAUCUGCGUCCCCACGGAAAAAUGUUCCUGCUACCAUAAUGAAGUCUACAUUAAGCCAGGAAAGUCUAUCAGCAUCAAAGACGAGCACUGCUUGUGCACCAAUGGAAUACUUCAUUGCCAUCCUCGGAGUGCCCGCUCAUCAAUAUGCACUUUACCAAAAGUAUUCUUCAACUGCUCCACUGCGGGCACAGGAGAGUUUGGACUUCAGUGUGCUCGAACUUGUUCAAAUCUGGACAACGAUGAUUGUGACUCCAUAGAGUGUAAAUCUGGCUGUCAGUGUCCAAGCGGCCUCCUUGAUGAUGGCAAAGGUUCCUGUGUGAAAGAAAAUGAAUGUCCAUGUCAGCAUGAUGGGAGUCUUUAUCCCCCUGGAACAAAAACCACUAAUCAGUGCAACAUCUGUACUUGCAAAGGUGGAAACUGGAACUGCACAGAGAAGAAAUGUCCAGGAACUUGCAUUAUUUACGGGAGUGGUCACUACACCACAUUUGAUCAGAAAACAUAUGGAUUUCAGGGACAUUGUGACUAUGUUGCUGUCAAGAACAAAUGUGGGAAUAAAACGGUGCAGGACAACUUUAAAGUUAUCACAGAAAAUGUACCAUGUGGAUCUACAGGCACCACAUGCACCAAAACUGUCAAAGUCCAACUCGGGCGAAUGGAAGUCAAAAUAUCAAUGGGUAAAUAUGAAGAGGAGGACCUGGGAAAGGGCUCUCAUAUUCAGUACAAAAUGAGGAAGGUUGGCUUGUAUCUGGUGAUAGAAUCUGCCAUUGGUCUGACGGUUAUUCUGGAUAAAAAAACAACUGUUCGCAUCCUCCUGGACCCAAAGCACAGUGGAGAGGUAUGUGGCCUGUGUGGAAAUUUUGAUGGUGAUGCACAAAAUGACUUCACCACCAAUGGUCAGCUGACAGUGAGCAAUCAGUUAGAAUUUGCAAACAGCUGGAAAGUGUCAAGCAGCUGCAUAGAUAUGGAUAUGAAUGUUGACCCUUGUGUCGAAAGAAACAAUAGACACACAUGGGCAAAAAAGAAGUGCAGCAUUAUAACUGGAGACAUAUUCAAAGAGUGCCAUAAAAAGGUAGAUUACCAUACAUUUCAUGAAAACUGUGUGAAAGACUCAUGUGCCUGUGACACUGGAGGAGACUGUGAGUGUUUCUGCACAGCAGUUGCAGCUUAUGCCCAAGCUUGUAUUGAAGCUGGUGUCUGUAUUGCAUGGAGAACUCCAGAAAUAUGUCCUGUCUUUUGUGAUUAUUACAACAGCCCAAAAGAAUGCAAGUGGCACUACCACUCUUGUCACACACCUUGCUACAAGACGUGUUUGAAUCCUCAAGGAAUUUGUAGCAAUCAUAUUCCCAACCUGGAAGGUUGUUACCCUGUAUGUCCAGAGGAUAAACCCAUAUUUAAUGAGAAGAGCAACAUGUGUGUGGAGACAUGUGAAACUACUACCACUACUACAACUGAAACACCAACUACAACCACAAGGUCUACAACACCACCA